ACUACAUCUAUAGGUGAUAUGUAGGAUGUAGGUACCUCCCUAUCUGUAACUUGAGACAUAAUAUAAAUGGAUCCUAGCUUCUUCGUCAUUACAUGAUUAUUAUUUUUUUACCGCAACGUAUCAAAACUCUUCAUGCUCAUUAUUCGUUCACUCUCCGAUUCGAGCUUUUUCGGAGAAACACGUAUAGGUAAUUAAAAUCAAAACAAACAUGCUUUAAGUUACUGCAACCCCUUUUCUUCCCUUCUCUAUAUUUUGAGCAUCACAAACCUACCUAUUCAUUAUCCUUGACAUGACGAUCAUGCAGUAACUUGCUGGAGCUCGAAUCUAGUUGAAUGAUAGAAUGGCGAAUAAUAGCCAGGACAGAUUCCCUCUAGUCCAGGGCGGUGGCAGUUUGAUUCUAGCCUGGCAGGUCAAGAACAAACAUGUUCUGGUGAUUGGGGGCGGCGAGGUGGCGGCUGGCCGCAUCCUUAACGUUCUCAACGCCGAUGCCAAUGUUACCGUCGUAAGCCCUUCUUCCGGUCUCAAUCCCGAAGUACGGCAUCGUAUCGACAACGGCGAGGUCACUUAUAUCGAUCGCGUAUUCCAGCCUUCAGAUCUAGAGACGUUACCUCCAAAUAACAGUCAUCCCGACAUGGUACUUGUCGCCAUCGACGAUCCUGCUGCUUCAACCCAAAUCUGGAAGUUAUGCAAAGAGUAUCGUAUUCCGGCUAACAUUGCUGAUGUCCCGCCCGAAUGCGAUUUCUAUUUUGGGAGCGUACAUCGUGAUGGACCCUUGCAGAUCAUGGUUAGCACCAACGGAAAGGGACCGAGACUCGCUGCUAGUAUUAGGAAGUGGAUCGGGAGCCAGUUGCCCUCAAACAUUGGUGAUGCUAUCGAGAGGAUCGGCGCACUACGCGCUAAGCUACGUCAGAUAGCCCCAGGCCCUGAUGAAGGUCCCAAGAGGAUGCGUUGGAUGACGAGGGUUAGCGAUGCUUAUAGUUGGAAUGAAAUGUGUGGACUUACCGACGAAGACAUUGAUAACCUUCUAAAAUUCUACCCUCCUAACAACGUCCCCGAGUUAGAUAUGCUCCAGGCCAUGCGAGGUGGAAGGGAACCAGAAGAUAUCGAUGUUUUCGAUGGUUCUUUCGGCUUUAGUGUUGUCGCAUGAGACCAAAUGGAUCUAAAGGCCGGGCGGCUACUUGGAAGCUCUCUGGAAUGUUUUCACGGGCUGGGUAGAGACACGAAAUUAACCAGGGAGACAAGAGAAAUAAUCCAGACUGCCCUUCUCUAAUCUGUACAUCCAUUAUCCAGUACCACAUCUUAACCGCAGCUUAAGAUAGUUGAGGCAAAGCAGAUAUAAAAAUAAAAAUAAACUAAAUCCGCAAUGUACUAGAGGGCCUACAAUCACGGUACAAUAUCGUCUCUAAACAACCUUCAUAAUAAUACGUACCUAAAUGCUUAUAAUUCCAUUGAUCUCCUGUAUAGAUAC
Molecule: messenger RNA, 1468 nt
Organism: Daldinia decipiens
Lineage: Eukaryota; Fungi; Ascomycota; Sordariomycetes; Xylariales; Hypoxylaceae
Product: siroheme synthase middle domains-like protein
Exons: 2
Coding region: 341-1147 (268 amino acids)
Biological process (GO): siroheme biosynthetic process
Molecular function (GO): precorrin-2 dehydrogenase activity; protoporphyrin ferrochelatase activity
Source: RefSeq, a predicted model, not a curated record